AAUAAUAAAUAAAGGAAAAUACCCAUAAAACAUUUUUAAAAAAAAGUUUUUUGGGCAUUACUAAUAAAAUAAAUUUAAAAUAAUGGCGCGUCUUCACGUAGCUCUCCUCCUCCUCUUCAUCGCUAUCUCCGCCGUGAUUGUAUCACCUGCUGAUAAUGAUAAACCACCGUCAACCACCACCGCCUCAGCUCCCACCGCUACAACUCCGACCGAUGGCAUUGGAGGUGAUGUAGUAGAAGGUCCAGCUGAUGACAAUGCUAUUGGAACAACUGACAACGACGAUGCAGCUGUUACUCCAGAUGAUGCUGCCGGAGAUGAUGAAGUGGCAGUCGCCGGACCUAUUGGAAGCGAUUCUUCGUACGCUAACUAUCCGCCACCUCAACAAGAAGCUUCCGGAAGCGGUGCCACCGUAGCUUUUGGCUUUGUCUCUGUUGUUGGUGCAAUGGCUGGAUCGCUCUUCUUUUUCUAGAGCUGUGAUCGGCGCGUAAAAAUAAUAUUUUGUAAUGAAUGUUUGAAAUAUUUUCUUGUAGAUGUAUAAAGUAUUUUGACUAUCCCUUCUUCGAUGUAACAUCGAUUAAAUUGGGAUGAUACAUCUUUUACAUGAUUACAAGAUGAUUUUUUUUUU
Arabidopsis lyrata subsp. lyrata is the source of this 625-nucleotide messenger RNA. Its product is annotated as anther-specific protein BCP1. Bases 83 to 469 code for a protein of 128 amino acids. The record is from RefSeq and is a predicted model, not a curated record. The transcript has a single exon. Lineage: Eukaryota; Viridiplantae; Streptophyta; Magnoliopsida; Brassicales; Brassicaceae.